UGGACUCCAGCCCGUCGUUCCUCGCUCCUCCCACAGACGCUCCAUUUAAAGGUUUCACUUCGCAGCGAACCUCCCAGUUCCUCCCGUUGUUUGCGUCCUGCUCUGUUCGGAUCCGGACGAGAUGUUGGACUUCGCGCUCGGUUCGGCCGCCACCUGGACCCUGCUGGCUCUGCUCGCAGCGCUGUUAUUACUGUACGGCGUGUGGCCGCACAGGCUGCUCAGGAAGCUGGGCAUUCCCGGACCGAGGCCGCUGCCUUUUGUCGGGACCAUGUUGUACUUCAGGAAGGGACUCUUGCUUUUCGACCGUCAGUGCCAGGCCAAGUACGGGGACGUCUGGGGGUUGUAUGAUGCAAGAACUCCAAUUGUGAUGGUGGCAGACCCGGAGAUCAUUAAAACUGUGAUGGUGAAGGAGUGCUACUCGGUGUUCACCAACCGCAGGGACAUUCUUGGAACAUCUGGGCCCAUGGAUGAUGCAAUUACAGUAGUUAAAGAUGAGAAGUGGAAAAGAAUCCGCAGCACUUUGUCUCCGUGCUUCACCAGCGGAAGACUGAAACAGGUUUUUCCCGUGGUUGUUCGCUACACAGAUCGGCUUCUUAAGAAACUGGAGAAAACAGAUUUGGAGUCAGUCGAUGUCAAACAAUUCGUGGCGCCGUACAGCUUAGACACAGUGGCCAGCGCCUCCUUCAGUGUGGAGAUGGACUCCAUCAACAACCCAGAGGAUCCUCUGAAUGUUCAUCUCAAGAAGAUGCUCAACUUCAGGUUCUUGCCUUUACUGAUCCUGAUGAUGUUCCCCUUCGGUGCCCGUCUCGCCAAGCUCCUGAAGGUCGAGUUCAUGCCCAGGCAAAGUCUGGACUUCUUCUACAACAUCAUCAAGAAAUUCAAAGACGAGCACUGUGGCGAGGAAUCUGUUCGAGCAGAUUUCCUCCAGGUUCUGGUUCAGAAUGAGAUUCCAGAGGCGGCGAUAAAAAAUGAGCAAGAGCAGCCGAGUAAAGGUUUGACUGAACACGAGAUUCUUUCCCAGGCCUUAGUUUUCAUCUUUGGUGGGUUUGAGACCACCAGCGUCACCCUCACUUACAUCCUGUACAACCUGGCAACCAACCCUGACGCACUGCAGACGCUGCAGACAGAGAUUGACUCCAGCCUCCCACCAGAUACACCGGUUUCAUAUGAGAAGCUGGCUGGUCUGGAGUACCUGGACCAGGUUAUUUGUGAGUCAAUGCGUCUGGUUCCCACCGCGCCGCGUCUUGAGAGGGUGUGCAAGAAAACAGUGCAGAUCCACGGGCUCACCAUCCCCGAGGGAACCGUGGUCGGGAUUCCUGCCUACCUGUUGCACAAGGAUCCACGCUUUUGGAGCUCACCUGAGCUCUUCAGGCCCGAGAGGUUCAGUAGGGACAGCGGGGAGGAGGUGAACCCGUACGCCUACAUGCCGUUCGGCCUCGGCCCGCGGAACUGCGUGGGGAUGCGUUACGCUCUCCUGGUCAUGAAGACGGUGAUCGUCCGCCUCCUGCAGUUCUACACCGUGGAAACGUGCAGCGACACCUUGGUUCCGCUGCAGUUUGACUGGAAGUUCCAGCCGGUUCAGCCAAUAAAGCUCAAGUUUGUCCGCAGGCGACAGUGAUCCAAGACCGACCGCCUCCACACACGUUCGAUCUCAGAUCUUGGCAAACUGAUUUUUCUAUAGAUGUUUUUUUAUUAAUAAUCAUCAAAGUAUAGUACACUUUAAAUUUGCAGACUGUCAAUCAAAUGUGUAUUGAAUGUAUGGAACACUAAUAACUAUUCUGAUCAGUAUCAGCAGUGCUGCAGCUUGACUAAUGCUGUCAUUCACAGGUAUUUGUCUCCACCCAGUGGCUGAAUCAGAUUCACCUCAAUCACAGACUUUAGAUUCUAUUUUAUAUCGAUUGUGAUACACUAAACGAAACGUAAAGAGAUUGAUUGUGUAACUCAAAUAAAUGUUUACUGGCUCUUU
Molecule: messenger RNA, 1966 nt
Organism: Betta splendens (Siamese fighting fish)
Lineage: Eukaryota; Metazoa; Chordata; Actinopteri; Anabantiformes; Osphronemidae
Product: cytochrome P450 3A27-like
Exons: 13
Coding region: 122-1618 (498 amino acids)
Molecular function (GO): heme binding; oxidoreductase activity, acting on paired donors, with incorporation or reduction of molecular oxygen; iron ion binding
Source: RefSeq, a predicted model, not a curated record